This is a messenger RNA of Cuscuta europaea, 2295 nucleotides long. The record is from the annotation of a GenBank genome assembly. NCBI's taxonomy places the organism in Eukaryota, Viridiplantae, Streptophyta, Magnoliopsida, Solanales, Convolvulaceae.
CAUCUCUCUACGGCUCAACUCAAUCCACCCCCGGAGAAAAUAAAGCUAACACCACGAUAAUCAUAUACACAUAGUUUCAUCAUUCAUCCCUCAUUCAUAAUUCUUCUCUCCCCUCUCUCUCUCUCAAACGUCUCCCUCAAGUCUUAAUUUUUCUCUUGACCCUUUGAUCCGACUAAUACACUCUUGUGUUGAUCAGAAUUGUACAUAAUCUAAAUUUGGGUGAAUUUGCAAACAAACACGGAACUCUUAAGAUAUCAUCUUUGAGAUAUACAUCGACGCAUGGGUUUUGAUGAAUCCUUGGGUUUCCAUUUAAUGAGGUUGGAAGCUACAAUUAAAAAUUCUAUCCGCUUUUAGUAUAAGGAUUCCUAGAAGUGAUUAUGGAAUUCUGAUCAACUCUGUUUGCGAUAACUUAUCAUUUAUUUCGGAAGCCUUGUCUUAUAUAACAAAUCCCGGGCACUGCAGAGUUUGGGCAGUGCCCACAAUGGACGCCACCGCAAGUGGGACCCAGAGUGUUCAAUAUUGCAACAUCAAUGAACAACCGAUUGCUUCACCAUUUCAAAAGAAACAGAGGCUUUGUUUGGUUAGCACAUGUCCCGGGGAGUUCCCAUUAUCUACAAAUCCAUCCAUUGUACUUCAUGUCCUCACCGGGUGUAAUCUGGACCCUCAAGACCUCGCAAUACUAGAGGCCACAUGUUCUUUCUUCAGGCAACCCGCAUAUUUCCCUCCUGAUUUUGAGCUCUCUUUGGCUGAGCUGGCGGCUCUAGAUAUGUGCCAUAAAAGAGCUAUCUUUAAACCAAUGAGUGAAGAGCAAAGGGGAGACUUAAAGCAAAGGUGUGGGGGUUCUUGGAAACUUGUCCUCAGGUAUUUGCUGGCCGGGGAAACAUGCUCCAGGCGUGAGUCAUCACAAGCAAUAGCGGGGCCUGGCCAUAGUAUUGCCGUUACUUCAAAAGGAGAUGUGUAUGCAUUUGGUUCCAACAACUCUGGACAGCUUGGACAUGGGACUACCGAGGAGGAAUGGAGGCCUCGCCAAAUUAGAUCUCUGCAAGGUGUACGCGUCAUUCAUGCAGCAGUUGGAGCUGGGCGGACAAUGCUGAUUAGUGAUGCCGGGAGGGUUUAUGCGUGUGGUAAGGACCUAUUUGGUGAAUCGGAUUACGGUGGCCAAGGAAAUAAAAUAGUGACUACCCCACAGUUAGUAGAAUCUUUGAAAGACAUAUUUGUUGUACAAGCUGCAAUUGGGAAUUUCUUCACGGCCGUGUUGUCUAGAGAGGGAAGGGUGUACACAUUUUGUUGGGGUAACGAAAAUAAACUUGGUCACCAAACGGAAUCAACUGAUUUAGUGCCCCGCCCAUUGUUAGGGGAACUUGAAACUAUACCGGUGGUACAAAUUGCAGCAGGAUAUUGCUACCUUCUAGCUCUGGCUUGUCAACCUAGUGGCAUGUCUGUAUAUUCAGUUGGUUGUGGUUUGGGUGGAAAGCUUGGUCAUGGAACACGGACAGAUGAGAAGGUCCCACGGUUGAUUGAAAAGUUCCAAACUUUGAAUCUUCAACCGGUUGUUGUUGCAGCCGGGGCUUGGCACGCAGCUGUGGUAGGGAAAGAUGGGAGGGUGUGUACAUGGGGUUGGGGCCGUUAUGGAUGUUUGGGUCAUGGAAACGAAGAUUGUGAAUCGGCUCCUAAGGUUGUUGAAGCCCUCAGCAACAUUAAAGCUGUCCAUGUUGCCACGGGAGACUAUACCACUUUCGUGGUUUCUGAAGAUGGAAAUGUCUACUCAUUUGGUUGUGGAGAAUCAUCCAGCCUAGGACACAACAAUGCUAAUGCAGUGGAGGGCCAGGAAAAUAGGCACUCAAACAUCUUAAGCCCGGAGCUUGUGCCAUCAUUGAAGCAAGUGAAAGAGAGGGUUGUACAGAUUAGUCUUACCAAUUCCAUAUACUGGAAUGCCCACACAUUUGCCCUCACAGAAUCCGGGAAGCUUUACGCCUUCGGGGCAGGGGACAAAGGGCAGCUUGGGGUUGCCCUCCCUUCCAACCAAUCUGAAAGGGCAAACCCCGAACGUGUCGAGAUCAAUCUCAGUUAACUAAUCCAAUUGGUUCUGAACUUCUGAUUAGUGUAUCUAGUUUGUCUAUAACUCCAUGUCUAUUAUGUAUAUAGGAAAAAAUGAAUAUUUAUUGUGAAUAAGCUAGGUUUUGAGAUUUGAAAAUUAACUUUUGAAAAAAAAUGCUGGCUGUUAUAUACACCAGUAGUAAAGUUAAAUGUUUGAUGCAUUUGUUCAGGUUGUUGUUUUCACUGCAUUUACCUUUC